UUCCCGGCCUUCCCAAUCCAAUAAUUUAGUUCCCCUCUCUCUCUAGUCAACAUUGCAACUCUCUCUCUCUCUGCCAUCUCUUCGCUCCAUCGGCGCCGGCGGUUCAUCCAUUUAUCCGGCGGAAUUCGCAAGCGCCGACAUGGUGGGGAGCUUCUGCGGGGGCAAGUGGUCGGGGGCGCUGCGGAGCUUGGUGCGGAGGAAGCAGGUCGAUUCCGUCCACGCGCGUCGCGAGGGCCAUCAUCAGCAGCUGGCCCGGCGAUUGUCCGUCUUCGACCUCGUCGCCAUCGGAGUCGGGGCGACCGUCGGGGCCGGGGUGUAUAUUCUCGUCGGGACGGUGGCUAGAGAAUACACCGGACCUGCUCUCACCAUCUCCUUCCUGAUCGCCGGAGUAGCUGCCGCGCUCUCCGCGUUCUGCUACGCGGAGCUCGCCUGUCGAUGUCCGUCCGCCGGCAGCGCCUAUCACUACACGUACAUAUGCGUCGGCGAGGGUGUUGCUUGGAUGAUUGGCUGGUCACUGAUCCUGGAAUACACAAUCGGCGGUUCAGCUGUUGCCCGGGGUAUCUCCCCAAAUCUGGCCUUGUUUUUUGGAGGAGAAGGCAAGUUGCCCUCUUUCUUGGCUCGUCAUACUAUUCCUGGGAUUGGGAUUGUAGUUGAUCCUUGUGCAGCUGCCUUAGUUGUUACAGUGACAGUGCUUUUGUGCAUAGGCAUCAAGGAGAGUUCAAUGGUGCAAACCAUCGUUACGACAAUAAAUGUCUCUGCCAUGAUUUUCAUAAUCGCAGCUGGUGGAUAUAUAGGUUUCAAAACUGGAUGGGUAGGCUAUGAACUUCCGAACGGGUACUUUCCUUAUGGGGUCACUGGAAUGCUUGGUGGGUCUGCAGUUGUAUUCUUUUCAUACAUUGGCUUUGAUUCAGUUACCAGUACAGCGGAGGAGGUGAAAAAUCCUCAACGAGAUCUGCCCGUGGGUAUAGGAGUGGCAUUGUCUAUAUGUUGCAUAUUAUACAUGCUUGUGUCCGUUGUAAUUGUUGGCUUGGUACCAUACUAUGCAUUAGAUCCAGACACCCCGAUUUCCUCAACAUUUGCUCACUAUGGGAUGCAAUGGGCAGUAUAUAUACUAACCACUGGAGCAAUCAUGGCUCUAUGCUCGAGUUUGAUGGGUUCAAUUCUCCCUCAGCCUCGAAUCUUGAUGGCAAUGGCUAGGGAUGGACUGUUGCCAUCAUUCUUUGGAAAUAUAAACAGACACACUCAAGUUCCAGUAAAUAGCACAGUGAUGACUGGCGUUCUGGCUGCAGCCUUAGCAUUCUUCAUGGAUGUCUCACAGUUGGCUGGGAUGGUUAGUGUGGGAACCCUUCUUGCUUUCACCACUGUUGCAGUUUCUGUCCUGAUUAUCAGGUAUGUUCCACCAGAUGAAGUUCCUCUUACAUCAGGACUCCAGGAGUCCAUUGGUUCAGUAUCUUCACAGUUUGAUAAUGACCUCAAGGGAACUGCUUCCAUGGAUAUUGGAUAUUCUGUUGUCUCAUCCAAGGAGGAUAAUCAGCUGUUGAUUGAGACAAGUGAGUCCUCAAUUGAAGAAGAUAUCAUGCAAAAACCUGUGAUUAAAGAUGAUAAUGAAGAAGGGAGGCGGAAGAUAGCUGCCUGGAGUAUAGCUUUUGUAUGUGUAGGAAUUCUUAUAGUCGCAUCUGCUGCUUCGGUUGAAGGCCUUUCAAGUGUGGUUCGAUUGAUAUUAUGUGGAUUGGCUGGAGUUGCUGUCUUAGGCAGUUUGGUUGUGCUGGCGUACAUAGAACAAGAUAAUGCAAGGCAUGACUUUGGACAUGCAGGAGGGUUCCAGUGUCCGUUCGUCCCUUUCUUGCCUGUUGCCUGUAUUCUUAUCAACACCUACCUAUUAGUUAAUCUUGGGUUGGGAACAUGGUUCCGUGUCUCGAUAUGGAUGUUGAUUGGAGCUCUAGUCUACAUUUUCUAUGGCCGGAGUCACAGCUUAUUGAAAGGCGCAGUCUAUGUUCCUGCAGCAUAUACUCAAUAGAUUUAUCAAGCUCCAUCCAAUCGUCAAGCAUAGUUCCUGCAAAGAUUUACUCGCAAGCCCCAUGAUUUAUUCAACUCAUUGUACUCUAUUUGGCAAUAAUAGGGACGCAUGGAGAGGAUAAAAUGAAUUUCCUCCCUCCCCUUUCUUACAUUAAGUCUUCAGGGGAAUCUGAAGGUCUCGCUCCUUUGUUGUAAAGACAGUACAAUCAUACAACAUCCCUUGUAUCAAUUCUCAGCAACACCCAAUAAAGAUAUGUUUCAUAA
This is a messenger RNA of Eucalyptus grandis, 2280 nucleotides long. RefSeq names its product cationic amino acid transporter 4, vacuolar. Gene Ontology annotation, cellular component: membrane. The record is from RefSeq and is a predicted model, not a curated record. NCBI's taxonomy places the organism in Eukaryota, Viridiplantae, Streptophyta, Magnoliopsida, Myrtales, Myrtaceae. The transcript has 14 exons. Gene Ontology annotation, biological process: amino acid transport; transmembrane transport. The coding region runs from base 140 to 2017 and encodes 625 amino acids. Gene Ontology annotation, molecular function: amino acid transmembrane transporter activity.